This is a messenger RNA of Schistocerca serialis cubense, 7430 nucleotides long. RefSeq names its product muscle calcium channel subunit alpha-1-like. Gene Ontology annotation, molecular function: high voltage-gated calcium channel activity. Gene Ontology annotation, cellular component: voltage-gated calcium channel complex; membrane. The coding region runs from base 41 to 5644 and encodes 1867 amino acids. Lineage: Eukaryota; Metazoa; Arthropoda; Insecta; Orthoptera; Acrididae. The record is from RefSeq and is a predicted model, not a curated record. The transcript has 42 exons. Gene Ontology annotation, biological process: calcium ion import across plasma membrane.
CGAACAUGAGACGAGGUAGUAGCGGACUCGUGCUACCGCCAUGGACGCCGCCUUCCAUUCCCCAGCAGGGCCUGUGGCAGGCGUGCAGCAUGAUCUGGGGCGAGCGACCAGUACUGCAGGCAGCAGCGUCGCAGCGGACCGGCCGUUGUCCACGGCGUGGCAGACGGCACUCAACGCCACAGCCAUGAGCGCAACCAAGAAGAGGCAAGUGCGCCGCGGGGGCAAGCCACCGCCCGACAGGCCCCAGAGAGCACUCUUCUGCCUCACCCUCACCAACCCCAUUCGGAAACUGUGUAUAGACGUCGUCGAAUGGAAACCUUUUGAGUACCUGAUAUUACUGACCAUCUUUGCAAACUGUGUUGCCUUGGCUGUGUACACUCCUUAUCCCAAUGGUGAUUCCAAUAAUACAAACCUUUAUUUGGAAAAAAUUGAAAAUGUCUUUUUAGGUAUAUUUACAGUUGAAUGUGUGAUGAAGGUUGUAGCGUAUGGUUUAGUGGCACACCCUGGAGCAUACUUGCGGAAUGGCUGGAAUUUAUUAGAUUUUACUAUUGUUGUUAUAGGUUUAAUAAGCACUGCAUUGUCAAACUUAAUGAAGGAAGGGUUUGAUGUGAAAGCAUUGCGUGCAUUCCGUGUUCUACGACCACUGCGUUUAGUAUCAGGAGUACCAAGUCUACAGGUUGUGCUAAACUCAAUUCUUCGUGCCAUGGUGCCUUUAUUACAUAUUGCUCUCCUGGUAUUGUUUGUUAUUAUAAUCUAUGCAAUAAUAGGCCUGGAAUUAUUCUCAGGAAAGAUGCAUAACACGUGUUAUGAUAAUACAACAGACAAAAUGAUGCGUGAUCCACAUCCAUGUGGGAAAAAUGGAGAAGGUGGUUUCCAGUGUUCUGAACUAGGUCCAAAUAUGACAUGCAAAGAAGACAGCUGGGAUGGUCCAAAUUUUGGAAUAACUAAUUUUGAUAAUUUUGGCCUUGCUAUGCUAACAGUUUUUCAAUGUAUAACUCUGGAGGGUUGGACUGAUGUUUUGUAUGAUAUUGAAGAUGCGAUGGGAAAUACGUGGCAGUGGAUAUACUUCAUCUCAAUGGUUAUUCUCGGAGCAUUUUUUGUCAUGAACCUAAUCCUUGGUGUCCUCAGUGGAGAGUUUUCCAAGGAAAGAGAAAAGGCCAAAGCUCGUGGUGAUUUUCAUAAGCUCAGAGAGAAACAGCAAAUUGAGGAGGAUUUGAGAGGUUAUUUGGACUGGAUAACACAGGCAGAAGAUAUUGAACCUGAAGGAGAGGAUCACCCUCGGAAUCAAGAUGUAAAAACACAGAAUGAAAUGGAAACCGCAGACAGAGCUGAAGGUGAUGAACUGGAAGUAGAGCAAGAAUCUUGGUGGAGAAAAAAGAAAAAGGACUUCGACAGGCAGAAUCGUCGUUUGAGACGAGCUUGCAGAAAAGCUGUGAAGUCACAAGCAUUCUACUGGUUAAUUAUAAUGCUGGUGUUCUUAAAUACAGUUGUUCUUGCUACAGAACAUUAUCAUCAACCUAAAUGGCUUGAUGAUUUUCAAGACUGGACCAAUCUCUUCUUUGUUGCUCUCUUCUCAAUGGAAAUGUUAGUCAAGAUGUAUAGCUUAGGAUUUCAGGGCUACUUUGUGUCACUGUUCAACCGCUUUGACUGUUUUGUCGUCAUAGGUAGUAUAGGUGAAAUUGUUUUAACGCACACAAAAGUUAUGCCGCCUCUGGGAGUAUCUGUCUUGCGGUGUGUUCGUCUGUUGAGAGUGUUCAAGGUGACCAAAUAUUGGAGAUCUCUGUCAAAUUUGGUUGCCUCUCUGCUUAAUUCAAUACAAUCAAUUGCAUCUUUGUUGCUGCUGUUAUUUCUGUUUAUUGUUAUAUUUGCCUUACUUGGAAUGCAAGUAUUUGGUGGAAAGUUUGAUUUUGAAGACACGCAAGACAAAGAUCGAAGUAAUUUUGAUAGCUUUUGGCAGAGUUUACUGACUGUCUUCCAGGUACUGACUGGUGAAGACUGGAAUAUGGUGAUGUACAAUGGAAUACAGGCUUAUAAUGGAGUUGGCUCAUUUGGUGUACUGGCCUGUGUUUAUUUCAUUAUUCUUUUCAUUUGUGGUAACUAUAUUUUGUUAAAUGUAUUCUUGGCUAUCGCUGUUGACAACCUGGCAGAUGCAGAAUCGCUGACAGCCAUAGAAAAGGAAGCAGAAGAAGAAGCUGAGAAACAGCAGAAAUCUCACAGUGGAUCCCCUUCUCGAGGAGAUGAAAAUGUAGACAGCAGAACAAGUGAAGAGGAUCAGGAUAGAGACAGAGAUGGUACAGAAAUAUCAGAAAAAGAUGAAGAAUUAGGAAGUCAUAGUAGAGUUCAGUUAGAAAUAGGUGAUACAGAAGAUUAUGGUUAUGACGGGCAGAAUGACAAUCAAGAUGAAGUAGAUGGAGAUGGUAUGCCAACCGUAUCUGCAAGGCCCCGAAGAAUGUCAGAGAUCAGCAUCAAAACAACCAUUCGACCACUCCCCACAGGAAGUGCCUUCUUUAUACUUUCCCACACUAACAGGUUCAGAGUAUUCUGUCACUGGUUUUGUAACCACAGUUACUUUGGAAAUGUUAUACUUGCAUGCAUCAUGAUUUCCUCUGCCAUGCUUGCUGCUGAAGAACCUCUACAGCAGAAGACGCCAAGAAAUGAUAUUCUUGGACAUUUUGACAUAUUCUUCACAACAGUUUUCACUGUUGAGAUAUGUUUAAAAAUGGUUUCCUAUGGUUUUAUACUCCACGAUGGUGCCUUCUGCAGAUCAGCAUUUAACCUUCUCGACCUUUUAGUAGUCUGUGUCUCACUUGUGGCCAUGUUUGUCAAGUCAAACGCAAUUUCUGUGGUGAAAAUACUGAGAGUUUUGAGAGUACUUCGUCCAUUGAGAGCAAUAAAUCGAGCCAAAGGAUUAAAGUACGUAGUGAAAUGCGUGAUAGUAGCCAUUAAGACGAUCGGCAAUAUCAUGCUGGUAACCUACCUUCUGCAGUUCAUGUUCGCUGUCAUUGGAGUGCAGCUAUUCAAGGGUAAAUUCUUUUCAUGCACAGAUGGCUCAAAGAUGACCAAGGAUGAAUGUCAAGGCACAUUCUUAGUUUUUGAAGAUGGUGACAUUAAUCAACCAAAAGUGGAAACCAGAGAGUGGGAAAGAAAUCGGUUUCAUUUUGAUGAUGUUGCUAAAGCCAUGCUCACACUUUUUACUGUAUCUACAUUUGAAGGUUGGCCUGGAUUGCUUUACGUCUCCAUUGAUUCAAAUAAGGAAGAUCAUGGUCCAAUUUAUAAUUUCAGGCCAAUUGUUGCUGCAUAUUACAUCAUAUACAUCAUCAUUAUUGCAUUUUUUAUGGUGAACAUAUUUGUAGGUUUUGUUAUUGUUACGUUUCAAAAUGAAGGUGAACAAGAAUACAAAAACUGUGAGCUGGAUAAAAACCAGCGUAAUUGUAUUGAAUUUGCUCUAAAGGCAAAACCAGUUCGUAGGUACAUUCCUAAACACAGGCUUCAGUAUAAAGUCUGGUGGUUUGUCACGUCACAGCCUUUUGAGUAUGCAAUUUUUAUACUUAUCCUGAUGAACACAGUUACAUUGGCAAUGAAGUUCCAUAAUCAACCAGAACCAUAUACAAAUGCUCUGAAUAUAUUAAACAUGCUUUUCACAUCUGUUUUUGCAAUGGAAUUUGUGUUCAAACUAGCUGCCUUCAGAUUCAAGAAUUACUUUGGAGAUGCAUGGAAUGUAUUCGACUUCAUCAUUGUACUAGGCAGCUUUAUUGACAUCGUCUAUGAUGAGGUGAAUCCUGGUUCUGGAAUGAUAUCCAUUAAUUUCUUCCGUCUCUUCCGAGUAAUGAGAUUGGUGAAGCUUCUGAGCAGGGGAGAAGGAAUACGCACUUUGCUAUGGACAUUUAUAAAAUCAUUCCAAGCAUUACCAUAUGUUGCAUUGCUCAUAGUGAUGCUGUUCUUCAUCUAUGCAGUGAUUGGUAUGCAGUUAUUUGGAAAGAUAGCACUUGACUCGGACACGGAAAUCCAUCGCAAUAACAAUUUCCAGACCUUCCCUCAAGCCGUAUUAGUUUUAUUUCGAUCUGCAACAGGUGAAGCUUGGCAAGAAGUUAUGUUAGCAUGUUCAGCAAAUGUGAAGUGUGAUAUUAAAUCAGAUGAGAAAGGAAACAUAUGUGGAUCCGAUAUGGCAUUUCCAUAUUUUAUAUCAUUUUAUGUUCUCUGUUCAUUUCUGAUAAUAAACUUGUUUGUUGCUGUUAUUAUGGACAAUUUUGACUAUUUGACAAGAGACUGGUCCAUUCUGGGACCUCAUCAUCUGGAUGAAUUUAUACGCUUGUGGAGUGAAUAUGAUCCAGAUGCAAAGGGUCGAAUCAAGCAUUUGGAUGUUGUUACAUUACUUAGAAAAAUAUCACCACCCUUGGGGUUUGGAAAACUGUGUCCGCAUAGAGUAGCCUGCAAGAGAUUGGUUUCCAUGAACAUGCCACUAAAUAGUGAUGGCACUGUUCUGUUUAAUGCUACAUUGUUUGCUGUUGUCCGAACAUCACUGAGAAUAAAAACAGAAGGAAAUAUAGAUGAUGCCAACGCUGAGCUUAGAGCAGUGAUAAAGAAAAUUUGGAAAAGAACAAGCCCCAAACUAUUAGAUCAAGUAGUGCCACCACCAGGAGUGGAAGAUGAAGUAACUGUGGGAAAAUUCUAUGCAACAUUCCUCAUUCAAGAUUAUUUCCGACGUUUUAAGAAAAGGAAAGAACAAGAACUGAAAGAUGGUGAUAAAGAAUCUCAUAACACAGUUACUUUGCAGGCAGGUCUUCGGACACUGCACGAUGCUGGUCCUGAGUUGAAACGUGCCAUAUCUGGAAAUUUGGAGGAACUUAUAGAUGACAAUCCAGAACCCAUGCACAGGCGGAACCAUUCUCUGUUUGGAAGUGUAUGGUCUUCCAUGCGAAGAGGACAUGGAGGAUUUCACAGAGCUCGUUCUCUUAAAGUAAAUGCUACACAGAUAAAAAUGAACCAUUUGGAUGUGCCUGGCAGAAACCUGAGAAAGGUCUCACCCACAAAUUCUAUAGAUUACUUGCCCUACAAUUCAAUUCAUAGGGCUAUAACUGAGAGUAUGAAUCAUGUAACAAGCAUGACAAAAGCAGCUGUAGCCCCUCAGAUAAUGAGUUCAACAGGAACACAAGAUGCAGUUGUACCAAAGGGUGAAGAGUCAAUUCCUCUCCAUUCUUUGACUGUGUCAAAUGGUGAUCCAACAGACCAAUCUUAUAGCCCGUAUCGGGUCAUUGGCAAACCUGGCUAUGGCCAGUUUAUACAACCCAACAGCUAUGUGUCAAGGGUGGGAGAUUCAAAUGGGAGUCUUGGUACAGAAAGACUGUCGCAUUCCCUUCCUGGUAGUCCAGCUGAUCGCAGGCCAAACUUUCCUGAAGUUGUUGGGUCAGCUGAGAGUCUUGUUGGCAGGGUGCUGGUUGAGCAAGGACUUGGAAAGUACUGUGAUCCUGACUUUGUGCGUUACACAUCACGAGAAAUGCAAGAAGCACUCAAUAUGACGCAAGAAGAAAUGGAUCGUGCAGCUCAUAGGCUGCUGUUACAAGAGCAUCAAGGGAGACCCCUUUCAUUCCAGAACUCCGCUGUUCCUGGAGAACUUGUACAAGGAAGUGCCAACCCUCAUUUAUAGCAGUGGGCCCCUACUCUUUUCAGCCAAAAAGUAUUGGCUUGUCUUAUAAAGUGCCUCAUUUACUUUUCCUGAAAAUGGAAAGAUAAAUCAACCUUGACACAAAGUGUCAUUUCCUCCUUAUGUGAACUGCCCAAAUUCAACAAUAGUUGAUUGUUUUUCCUGAUAUACAUAUACAAGAGGAAUGACAUAGAGAAACAUGACUCAUUCACCUGGUAUGGCCUUUAUGUUGUGUUAAUUGAAAAUUUGUCAUGAAAUGUGUGUGAUACAUAUCCAGUGACAGUGCUUUUUAAGUCAAAUAUGUAUCCUGGCAGGACCAGGAAGCUGUAAAACACUUGUGGUGAGCAUAGUCACAUAUUUUUAUUAUUCCAGUGAAGGAAUUGUUUUUGGAUAAUGCAUGAAGAAAUUGGGUCAGCUUUAUUUGCAGCAUAAUUACCUGCACUAUGUGAGCCUCAAGAAAUUAAAUUUUCAGUAUAUGUUUGAAACAUUUUUUCUUCUCAUUUGUCAAAACUAGAGCUUAUAGUUAAAACUGACUUGGGUGGUACAUUUCAAGGCAAAGCUAAUUUUGUUUACUGAAUAAGGGAGAAAGUACCAUAUUAUAGUAAACUUUGAGCACAUUUCCAAUAUUAAUUCUUUCAACAAUUACUGGAGAGCUAUUUUAUUUUUUGUUCUUUUCCAUUAUGACAAUCUUCAUUCACAUAUGCUGAUAAAGUCAGGUCUGGAACAUAUUGGUUUUGUGUGUUCAGGGAAUUUACAAAUUCCUCCAUUAGGUAUUAUCCCCAUUUUUCAGCCCCUUUCCUUUGCCUUUACAGUUAUACCAGAAAGAUAUAGUAAAUAUUUUUCCAUUCAAGAUUGGUGCACAAAAUUUUUACAAACUGAACAAAAAUUGUGUAAGAGUAGUCAGUCAGUUUUUUUACAAGGAAUUUAUCUUACUUUUUCAUGAUAAGUUUGGACUAUUACUUGAAUACUGAUUUUGUUCUGAGGAAGGGUUUUUUCUGACAACAUAGCUAAUAUGAAUACAUGCAAAGAAAAAGGAGUUGUAAUAACUAAUUAAUAAUAAAUUUUCAAUGAUUUCUUUUGGAUAAAGUAUGAAGGGCUUUCCUGUUAUUCAGUUAGUCUUUUACCUUUUUUUUAAAUAAUUUGCCCCUGUAGAAGGAGAGAGACACAAAAUUACACUUACAUAAAUUAUUCAUUUUGUAGAGUAAUGAGCAAAUAAUUCCUGUUGCAAAAUUUCAUUUAACUUUAUCAUUAUCAUUGUAUUUUGUGUUAAAGGAAAUUGGUAAAAACAAAUAUUUUAAUCACUGUAAUCAUCCUUUGGUCAUUACAGCUCCUUGCAGAAUCCUAAGAUAUAAACGGAGUAGUUUUCUUCUCCUAUUUCCAUGUGUUUCUUUAUGAAUGCCAGUUAAAAGAUAAAAUGUUACAGAAUUGUUACUUUUAUGCAAUGUGGAUUUUGUAUGACUGUAAGAAAUUGUACAUGAUACUGGAUGUCCAUUUGUAAUGUUAUAAGCCUUCUACAGUGAAUGUAAGGAAGCCAGUACAUUUCCUGAUCUCCAAAGCCAUUGCUGUUCUUUUCCAUAUAUUUGUGUGUGUGUGUGUGUGUGUUGUGUGUGUGUGUGUGUGUGUGUGUGUUUGUUUAAAAAUAAAAAUUGUACAUUUUGUAUACCUGAGAAGUUGAAAGGCAUUGUACUGAGAAGUUUUUAAUCCCACACAAAUGUGUGCCUUGUCAAACCAUAAGUAAAACUAUUUUUUAAUGUUAAAACAUUUAUGUAUAAAGAAUAUUAAAACUAUU